GCCCCUCCUACCCCCCGCCCUCCAAGGUUGCGGGUCAGCGUGAGCCACUGCAGUAAAAUCAUUAUCGGUCGGAGUAAAGCAGAAGCUGUAAGGGGUGGCGAAUCUGUCUUCUUCUUGGGAAAGCUCAUAGGAACAUUUAGCAACGUUAACGGCAGCACCACACCAGCGGCACCAUGGGGAAUGAAGCAAGCUACCCUUUGGAAAUGUGUUCACACUUUGAUGCUGAUGAGAUUAAACGGUUAGGAAAACGAUUUAAAAAGCUUGACUUGGACAAUUCUGGUUCGCUGAGUGUAGAAGAGUUUAUGUCUUUACCAGAGCUGCAGCAAAACCCAUUAGUACAGCGAGUUAUAGAUAUAUUUGAUACAGAUGGAAAUGGUGAAGUUGACUUCAAAGAAUUUAUAGAAGGAGUUUCACAGUUCAGUGUCAAAGGAGACAAAGAACAAAAAUUGAGGUUUGCCUUCCGGAUUUAUGACAUGGACAAAGAUGGUUACAUUUCAAAUGGGGAACUCUUCCAAGUGCUUAAGAUGAUGGUGGGGAACAACUUGAAGGACACUCAGUUACAACAGAUAGUAGACAAAACAAUAAUUAAUGCAGAUAAGGAUGGUGAUGGCAGAAUAUCAUUUGAAGAAUUUUGUGCAGUUGUAGGAGGCCUAGAUAUUCACAAAAAGAUGGUGGUAGAUGUGUGACCAUUUUCAGAGCACCAUUCAACACUUGCUUUCUUCUCCAUCUCUGAAGAUCUGCUCAAGAUGUCCAGCAAUGCUCUCUGUGUAUUUAAAUGGAAGUAUUUAUCUCUGUGAAGCCACUUUUUCCAACAUGAGCCUCAUGAAGCCAACUAAGUGUUAUUGAACUUCAGUUAUCUCAAUAACUUGGUGUAGCACUUUAAAGUCUGAAGGACAGCAUAAUGGGAAGAGCAUAUCGGUAUGAUGGAGAAAGGGAAGGGGACUUGGCUUUUUUCUUUUUAAUUUAUUUUGUUCUGUCUUUUAUAACAAGGAAGUAUACCUGUAGCUUUCUACAAAACAGUAGCUAGAUGGGCUUGAACUUAAUAUACUUGAUUUCAGCAACAACAAAGAUAGAGGACAAAGUGCCAAGCAGAACUUGAACCAGUACAAUAUAUGCAUGCACAAAACUUGGGUUUCACACUGCUUUUGUAUGUAGUAUGAAUACAGUAAAUUAUCUGUGUUCACAUUUUUAUUACCUUUGACCCUCCAUAGAAUGUUUGUAUAUUGGCUGGUUUGACAAAACAUCUUUAUGUCCUGUUUUACCUAAGCUAAAUAUUUUUGCAUUUUUGUAACAUUGGGGACUAUAUGUUUUAUUUAUACCUGUUAAUAUGUAUCGGGGACUGUGUCUCACCUAGGUCUUUUAAUAAAAUUCUAGAUAAUGUAGUACAAUGCAGAUGCCAAGAGCUGAAACUGCAGAAUGCUUUGUGUAGAAUUCAUUCUCUUAUUUCAUAUUCUAGAAGUUGCACCUAGUAAACAUCCCCAUAAUAACUUUCUUUGGAUUAAUGUUUUCAAGUGUAAUCAGCUUUUUUUAACACUUAACAUACUGAAUGUGAAUUAGAAAACUGGUAGCACUCUUAACUUUUAAAAUGCCCACGUUUUCAACAUUGCAUACUUCAGUAAAACACUUAAGACUAGUUUGUUUUUACCUUUGUGAUGUUAUCCCUUCUAAACCUACUGCAGGCAGCAAAAAUCAAUGAUGUUGAAUAUAUGUAUAUUAGGUAUGAUUUUGGGUGGGGGGGUUUGUUCUUUUGAUUUAUUACAUUGAUAAAAAAGCAAAUGUACAAUCAUUAGCUAAACAUACAUCCUGGUUACCCUCUGCAAUCCCUUAUAUAUAUAUGUAUGAUUUUUUUUGCUUUUUUCAUGGUCCUGUUUUGAGUUAUUUGAAACAAUAUAUUACUCUGGAGUGUGUUUUUAGCAGGUAUUAGGCUAUGUUACAAAAAAUAUUUCCACAUCCCUUCCCUUUCCUGCAGUGGUACUUAUUGGUUGGAAUUUUAAACAUUUAAUAGAUUCCUAGAUAAAUACACGUUUAUCCUGCAUUCAUUCAUUGAUUCAUUCAGUAAUUAGAACUUCAGUACAAUGGUUUUGAUUAAAAAAAUGACUAGUUGCUGAAAAUGCAGGUUGGAGACAAUCUGCUAACUCAAGCACCUAUCUGCCAUAGCUGUUCCUUCAGCUUAGUGCUGCACAUCCAUGGGCUCUGUCUGUGAGAGAAAUCCAGGUGCUUGGUGUCCUUGCAUGACAUGGAGUUUUUUGCAUGUAGAAUGAUUUGAAAUGUUCCUCUUGUUUACAUAAAGCAAUGUUCAUGUUCAUAUUUAAAAUAAAAAAGACAAAAAAUUGUUGCCAAACUUAGAUCAAUGUUUAAGUUUAAAAGGAAAAAAAAACUCCACUACAUGUAACUCUUGUAUUCCUCUGGAUCAGUACUUGGCUUGGGGUAGUCCCUGCAAGUGGUCAUAUCUGUUCCAGUGUCAACUGCCAUGUGCUCUGCUUCAAGGGGAAAUUAGUCUUUUGUGAAUUUAUUUUGUACAUAAGUAUUUGUUACAUAUAUUUUAGUAAAUGCUUUCUCUUUCUCUUUGUUGCUUGUGCAUAAUUUGGCCGAUGUUAUAGAUAGUAGUGCAAGCAUUAUUUUCUUAUUAAAGGGGAAACGAUUUCUUCAAUUUGUGUGGGAAAUGGUUAAUGUUGAAUGUUUAUAUAUUUUCUUUUCUUUUUGCAUGCUGCAUCAUAUGCUGUGGGAACUAUAGGAAUCUCCAAACUGUAUGACUCGAUCGAAAUAAAACAUUUUAAACUUGUUA
Molecule: messenger RNA, 2785 nt
Organism: Protopterus annectens (West African lungfish)
Lineage: Eukaryota; Metazoa; Chordata; Ceratodontiformes; Protopteridae
Gene: PPP3R1
Product: protein phosphatase 3 regulatory subunit B, alpha
Exons: 6
Coding region: 174-686 (170 amino acids)
Molecular function (GO): calcium-dependent protein serine/threonine phosphatase regulator activity; calcium ion binding
Source: RefSeq, a predicted model, not a curated record